GGUGGAGUAGUAGCCAUGGCAACCUUCCUGUUGUCUUCCGUGAGCGUGCGCUAAUCUCGCGUGUAGUGCGCAUGCGUGUCGAAUAAACUUCAACCCCAGGUGAAGAGGAGCUAAUUGUGUACUGAAGAAAACUUCGCUACAAUGGCGCAUUACAGAGCCUCAGAGUCGAAGCGGGAGCAGUUCAGGAGAUACCUGGAGAAGGCCGGUGUACUGGACAGUCUGACUAAUGUGCUGGUGGCCUUAUACGAGGAGACGGAGAAACCCAGCAAUGCCCUGGAUUUUAUAAAGCAGCAUCUGACUGCAGGAGACUCAGACUCCAGCCAGGCCGAGGUUCUCCGAGCGGAACUGGAGGAACUGCAGCAGAAGUAUGACCUGCUCCAGGAGGAGAACCGUGAGCUCAGGAACCAGCUGCUGCAGUAUGAACCAGCUGCUGAAGAUGCAGAAGCACAAUAAUUUUCACACUUAUUUCUACGUAAAUAUUUCUUCUUAUUAUUAGAGCAAUAAUUAUAACAGUGAUGAUCUCAUCACUGUUAGUGAGUUGUGUUCACCACUACACUGUUUUGUUUGUGUAUUAUGUAAAAAAGUAUAAUUUAAUUUGUUUAGUGUUUUACUUGCUGUUUAACCAAAAUACACUCGUUUCUGCA
Tachysurus fulvidraco (yellow catfish) is the source of this 644-nucleotide messenger RNA. Its product is annotated as MYC binding protein. The transcript has 5 exons. Gene Ontology annotation, biological process: regulation of DNA-templated transcription. The record is from RefSeq and is a predicted model, not a curated record. Gene Ontology annotation, molecular function: transcription coactivator activity. NCBI's taxonomy places the organism in Eukaryota, Metazoa, Chordata, Actinopteri, Siluriformes, Bagridae. The coding region runs from base 142 to 453 and encodes 103 amino acids. Gene Ontology annotation, cellular component: nucleus.